This is a messenger RNA of Branchiostoma belcheri (Belcher's lancelet), 689 nucleotides long. Its product is annotated as inactive carboxypeptidase-like protein X2. Bases 1 to 627 code for a protein of 208 amino acids. The record is from RefSeq and is a predicted model, not a curated record. NCBI's taxonomy places the organism in Eukaryota, Metazoa, Chordata, Leptocardii, Amphioxiformes, Branchiostomatidae. The transcript has 4 exons.
AUGACGGGGUUCAUCAUGCAGGACGACUUGGCGAACAAGCUGGGCAGGAUGGUGGCGAUGAUGGGCAGAUCUUCCUCAGACAGGAUGUCCCAGACGGGACCUGACAUACUUGUGACGUCCACAGGAAUGCAGGACUUCAACUACCUGCACACCAACUCCUACGAGCUGACUCUGGAGCUGGGCUGUGACAAAUAUCCACCUGAGUCCGAGCUCCCCAUGGAGUGGAACUACAACAAGGAGGCCCUCCUCGCAUACAUGGAACAGGUCCACAUCGGAAUCAAGGGUGUGGUCAGAGACACUAACGGAAAUGGCGUUCCUGACGCCAAGAUCAAGGUGCAGGGUAACAUCCAUGGCGUCAAUUCCGCUGCCGAUGGUGACUACUGGCGCCUGCUGCUGCCGGGUACCUACAGCGUCACCGUCACCAAGGGCCAGGCCACGCAGACCAAGUCCUGCACCGUGACCAGCGGCGCCGCCACCACCUGUGACUUCACGCUGGAUGCCGCCGCUAUCAACGUGUCCGCUGAUACAGCUGGAACCGAUACGGGACCCGGCAACAACGGGGGCAACAACAACAACAACCACCACCCCUUCAACAACCACCAUCCCUUUUUCAACCAGAACUGGUAAACUGGUAUUUGAGUAGGGCGACUCGACAUAGCAAUCUGAAUUUGUUUUGUCAGUCAAUAAAC